AUGUUAUUUGAAUCAAUCUCAACUCUUAGUAAUUUAAAAUCUGCUUCAAAAUCAUCAAUGAUUGCUUCAACUGGUUCCACUUCAUCAAAAAGUUCAAAUAGUAUUCAAUGCUAUACUGGUUGUGUUGGUGGUGGUAUUUUCCCAAUUAGACAAACUUCAAUUAACAUUGAUAUUAAUAUAUCAAUUUCUCGUGGUUGUGGCUCUUGUGGUGGUUGUGCAUGUAGAUAUUAA
This is a messenger RNA of Dictyostelium discoideum AX4, 231 nucleotides long. RefSeq lists its product as hypothetical. NCBI's taxonomy places the organism in Eukaryota, Evosea, Eumycetozoa, Dictyosteliales, Dictyosteliaceae. The coding region runs from base 1 to 231 and encodes 76 amino acids. The record is from RefSeq and is a predicted model, not a curated record. The transcript has 2 exons.